Messenger RNA from Ectocarpus sp. CCAP 1310/34, 1510 nucleotides. The record is from the annotation of a GenBank genome assembly. Lineage: Eukaryota; Phaeophyceae; Ectocarpales; Ectocarpaceae.
AUGGCCUCUGCUAACAUUGACCCAGACGGAGCUGCCGCCCCUAGGCCGCCCUCCGGAACACCGAGCGGUGCGACUUCGCCCGCUCCUGCCUCGCUUUCUGGAUCUUCAUUGUCGGAGAUGAAGACUCGUCCGCCUGGCCCAACCUCCCCGCCCGUGCCUGGUGCUCGCUGUUUGCCCUUGCGCCCUCCAUCGGCCCCUCCGUUUGACGACAAGUGCGAGUAUGCUUCGAACGACGUUCUCCUUUUCUGGAAACCUCCAUCCGUUUUCUCGCAAUGGACUCCCUCGGCUUUUGACGUACUGGGGGUACGUUAUUCAUGUGGUGAGCAAUUUAUGAUGUCUGAAAAAGCGAAGCUGUUUGGAGAUAUGGCAUCGUAUGACAAAAUUAUGACGGCAACUGAUCCUAAGACAUACAAGUACUUGGGUCGUAAAGUGCGUCCUUUCGACUAUGCUGAAUGGGAGCGUCGUCGUGAAGAGAUCGUGCUUACAGGGUCAUAUGCUAAAUUUGCUCAAAACCCAGCCAUGAAACAACAUUUGAUGGCGACGGGUACCCGUUUCCUUGCAGAAGCUAGCCCCUUCGAUCCUGUUUGGGGUAUCGGCAUGGCUGCAACAUCUCCAGAGGCUAGUGAUUCUUCUAAUUGGCCGAAUAGUGGUCGCAACUUGUUGGGAAAAGUGUUGAUGGAAGUUCGACGCUUGUUGCGUGAUCGGCCAUCGUCUGGCGAAGAUCUCCCUGCGUCUCCUUUCCCCGAGCCCUCCUUUUCGCAGCCGUUGUCCCCUGGUCAACAACGCAUCCACGAGGUGGGUUCUCCUGGUGCGGCACCACCUUCAGAGGGCCGGGGUGAAGAUCCUGCUGGCCUUCGUUUGGACGCUCCGGGGGACCAUGCUCCGGGCGUUCACUUGGUGGCCGCUACCUCUGUUUGCCAAGACCACCCUCCUCUUCUGGAACACGGACCGGAUUUGGUGGGCGGCACGCUUCUGCUGGAUUCGGCUUCGUACACCACCUGGGUUCUGUUGCAUGGAGGGCCUACAGCCACUUCUCAACUGCCGCGAGUGGCGCUGCUGGACUCUGGAUCCCCCGCGUCCUUCGUGUCUGACUCUGUCGUUACCGCUAUGAUUGAUGCAGGAGCUUUGACUUCGGGGAGUGUCCGUGUUUCGCCCUCUCGUCGUUGGGGUGGGUUUGGUGAUGGACCCGCCCUCGUGACCACCAAAUCGGUUCGGUUAACAGUCAACUUCCUUCACGGGGAUCGUGCUACGGCUUCUCUGGCGGUUUGGGCCUGCGUUGUUCCAGAUGCCGCCAUGGGGCACGCCGUACUCCUGGGUCGGGAUAGCUGGAUGCGGUUCAACUCUCGCACCUUCACCACCCUCCCUCGCCCUGGACCGGAUGGCCGUGUUAUGGGCGAACUCACUCUUUCUCCGCGUUUUACAGCUGACGUCUGCGUCUACGCAACACACGACGACGCCUCUGCGUCCUCUUUUCAUCUCAAAUAUGAAGGGACUUCGGGAAUUUCCUUGG